CUCUGUCCGAUCGGAGGAGCUCGGCACUUCUUUAUCAAAGACAUAUCAUCUGUCCUGGAGUUCCUGCCGGUCAGUCUGAGACUGGGAGGGGGUGAGGACCAUGCCGCUGGCCCGCUCCUGGUGAGGAAAAGAUGGAGGAGCUGCUCGUGCCACCGGGACCGGACAGUUUCCGUGCGUUCCGCUCCGAGUCUCUUCAAGCCAUCGAGCGGCGGAUCGCCGAAGUGAGCAAGAAGAAGCCGAAGGGCGAGAAGAGGCGGCGAGUGGAGGAGGAUGGGCCCAAACCCAGCAGUGACCUGGAGGCGGACAGCUGCCUGCCCAUCAUCUACGGGGACAUCCCCAAAGGCUUGGUGUCCACGCCCCUGGAGGACAUGGACCCCUACUACCGCAACAAGAAGACCUUCAUAGUGUUGAACCGAGGGAAGGUGAUCUUCCGUUUCAAUGCUACGUCCUCCCUCUACCUGCUGAGCCCCUUCAACCUGCUCCGGAGGAUAUCCAUCAAGAUCCUGGUCCACUCAUUGUUUACCAGGUUGAUCAUGUUGACCAUCAUCACAAACUGUGGCUUCAUGACCCAGAACAAGCCCUCUGACUGGGCCAAGUACAUGGAGUACACAUUUACUGGCAUCUAUACGUUUGAAUCCCUGGUGAAGAUCUUCGCUCGAGGCUUCUGUGUCGGGGAGUUCACCUUCCUCAGGGACCCCUGGAACUGGCUGGACUUCAGCGUGAUCACCAUGGCGUAUGUUACUGAGUUUGUAAACCUAGGCAGUGUGUCAGCUCUUCGCACAUUCAGAGUGCUGAGAACUUUAAAAACUAUUUCAGUUAUCCCAGGGCUGAAGACCAUCGUGGGCGCCCUGCUGCAGUCGGUGAAGAAGCUGUCAGACGUCAUGAUCCUCACGGUCUUCUGCCUGAGUGUGUUCGCCCUCAUAGGGUUACAGCUCUUCAUGGGACACUUGAAACAGAAGUGCAUAUUGAUACCGGACAACGCCACCGUCCAAAGCGAGACCUUUAACUGGACCGAGUACCAUCUGAACGAAUCGCAUUAUUACUUCCUCCCCGACGCUAAGGACCCUCUUCUCUGUGGAAACGGCUCGUCGGUCGGGCAUUGCCCCGAAGGCUUUGUGUGCAUCCGAUUCGGCAGGAACCCAAACUAUGGCUACACCAGCUUUGACUCCUUCGCCUGGGCCUUCCUGUCUCUGUUCAGACUAAUGACUCAGGACUACUGGGAGCUGCUCUACCAGCAGACACUCCGGACAGCUGGGAAACCCUACAUGAUCUUUUUUGUCCUGGUCAUAUUCCUGGGCUCCUUCUACCUCAUCAACCUGAUCCUGGCUGUGGUAGCCAUGGCCUACGAUGAGCAGAACCAGGCCACCAUCCAAGAGGCUCUGGAGAAAGAGGAGAAGUACCAGGCUAUGCUAGAACAGAUAAGAAAGAAGGAAGAAGAUGCUCAGACAGCAGCGGGGGGAGGUGCGGGGGAGACGGGUGAGGCAGGGGACAGAGGGGGAGUCACGGAGAGCUCCUCCAACGCCUCUAAACUCAGCUCCAAAAGUGCCAAGGAGAGACGCAACAGACGCAAGAAGAGGAAGGAAGACGACGGUAGAGAAACGCUACCCAGAUCAGCGUCAGAAGACAGUAUGAAGAAGAUCCGCUUCCAGCUAUCCAAGGAUCCCGACCUUCACAUCUACGACUUGAACUGCUCAUCUGCCCCUCAGUCCUUCCCGGGCUCCCGGGGCAGUAGGGCCAGCCUUUUCAGUGUCAGGAGCCCCGCCCCGGACCUCGUCUCCCAGAAUGAGUUUGCGGACGACGAGAACAGCAUUUUCGACGACAACUGUAGUUGGAAGGGCUCCCUGUUCAGCCCCCCGGCCGGCGAGAGGCAGGGCAGCGCUGGCAGUCAGAGGAGCUUCUUCUCCCACGGUCUGUUCCCCCGUGCUGGGAUGAAGCACAGCUCAGUAGACCGCAGCGGGGGGGUGUCCCUGGUGGGCUCUCUGCCCUCCACCCCCCUGGGCCGCCUGCUGCCUGAGUUGAGGCUAGAUAUGUUCAGGACCGAGGCCAACGGUGACACAAUGGAAACAGAAUACAGGACAGGAAGACUGAAUUCGUACCCAGAGUCUGUGGACUACAUGGAAGGCCCAAAGGCCAGACAGCGAGCCCUCAGUGUGGCUAGUGUUCUGACCAACACCAUGGACGAAGAGUCAAGGCAGUUGGCACGCUGGUACCAGUUUGCACAAACCUACCUAAUCUGGGAAUGUUGUCCCGCUUGGAUAAAGAUGAAGACAAUAGUCAGGCUGGUGGUCAUGGACCCCUUUGUAGACUUGGGGAUCACCAUAUGUAUCGUAGUGAACACACUGUUCAUGGCCAUCGAACAUCACCCCAUGAGCAAGGGCUUCUCAGAUAUGCUCUCUGUAGGGAACCAGGUGUUUACUGGGAUAUUCACAGCUGAAAUGGUGGUGAAGAUCAUAGCCUUGGACCCCUACUAUUAUUUCCAGCAGAGCUGGAAUAUUUUUGACAGCGUCAUUGUCAGUUUGAGCUUGAUGGAGCUCGGAUUGGCCCAGCUUCCUGGAAUGUCUGUUCUUAGGUCAUUCCGAUUGCUAAGGGUAUUCAAGCUGGCAAAGUCCUGGCCUACCCUCAACAUGCUGAUCAAAAUCAUUGGCAACUCCGUGGGGGCCUUGGGCAACCUCACACUGGUGUUAGCCAUCAUCGUCUUCAUCUUCGCAGUGGUUGGCAUGCAGCUCUUUGGAAAGAACUACAUGGACUGCGUGUGCAAGAUCAACAAGGACUGUAAGCUGCCGCGCUGGCACAUGAACGACUUCUUCCACUCGUUCCUCAUCGUGUUCCGCGUGCUCUGCGGCGAGUGGAUCGAGACCAUGUGGGACUGCAUGGAGGUGGCGGGCCAGCGCAUGUGCCUGGUGGUCUUCAUGAUGGUCAUGGUGAUAGGUAACCUGGUGGUCCUGAACCUCUUCCUGGCUCUGCUGCUGAGCUCCUUCAGUGCAGACAAUCUGGCGGGAAACGACGAGGACAGCGAGAUGAACAACCUGCAGGUAGCCAUCGGACGGAUCCAGAACGGGGUCGCUUGCACCAAGUCCUUCCUGCGCCGCACCUUCUGCCGAAUGUCCCUCCACAAGAAACGGAAGAAGAAGAUGAUGGGAGUGGACGGGCUCCCCAACAUCAAGGACUUCCCCAACAGCAACGGGGACAUCACCGGGGUGGAUAAGAACGGAGACAAGUACAUCGUCAACAGCAUGAGCGAAGGCUCCUUCAUCCACAACCCCGCCCUCACCGUGGUGGUACCCAUCGCUGUGGCCGAGUCCGACUUCGAACACCUGUACACGGACGACAUUAGCAGUGAUUCCUUUGAGUUGGAAGACGACAAAGCGGCCUCAGACGAGGAGGAGCAGAGCUCGUCGGAGGGCAGCACGGUGGACCUUGGGGGCCCGAGGGACGGGGCCGGCUCCCUGGAGCUGGAGUUUGAGGAGGAGGAGCCCGAGGCCUGCUUCACGGAGGGGUGCAUCAGGAGGUUCCCUUGCUGCCAGGUGGCAGUGGAGUCCGGGCUCUGGAGGAUGUGGUGGACGCUGAGGAAGACCUGCUUCCGCAUCGUGGAGCACAACUGGUUUGAGAGCUUCAUCAUCUUCAUGAUCCUGCUGAGCAGCGGGGCGCUGGCCUUUGAAGAUGCCUACAUUGAGCAGAAAAAAACAAUCAAGGUUGUGCUGGAGUUUGCAGAUAAAAUCUUCACCUACAUCUUCAUCUUGGAGAUGUUGUUGAAGUGGGUGGCGUACGGCUUCGCUAAAUACUUCACCAACGCCUGGUGCUGGCUGGACUUCCUCAUCGUGGACGUCUCUCUGGUCAGCCUGGCAGCCAACGCCAUGGGGGCCUCUGACAUCGCUGCCAUCAAGUCCCUGCGGACGCUGAGGGCCCUUAGGCCCCUGAGGGCCCUGUCGCGCUUCGAGGGCAUGAGGGUGGUGGUGAACGCCCUGCUGGGGGCCAUCCCCUCCAUCUUCAACGUACUGCUGGUGUGUCUGAUCUUCUGGCUGAUCUUCAGCAUCAUGGGCGUCAACAUGUUCGCUGGGAGGUUCGGCCUCUGCACCAACACCAGCAGCGGCCUCCCCUUCCCCAUCGACGAGGUGAACAACCAGUUGCAGUGCAUCAACAGCUCCAACGCCGUCUGGACAUACGCCAAGAUCAACUUUGACCACGUGGGAGCCGGCUACCUGGCUCUGCUGCAAGUGGCGACCUUCAAAGGCUGGAUGGACAUCAUGUAUGCGGCGGUGGACUCCCGCGGGCCAGAUGAGCAACCCGUUUACGAGAUCAACCUGAAGAUGUAUCUUUUCUUCGUGAUCUUCAUCAUAUUCGGAGCGUUCUUCACACUCAACCUUUUCAUCGGCGUCAUCAUUGACAAUUUCAAUCAGCAAAAGAAAAAGUUUGGGGGUCAGGACAUCUUCAUGACGGAGGAGCAGAAGAAAUACUACAACGCCAUGAAGAAGCUGGGCUCCAAGAAGCCCCAGAAGCCCAUCCCAAGGCCAACGAACAAGCUCCAAGGAUUAGUCUUUGACUUGACGACCAAGCAAGCCUUUGACAUUCUGAUCAUGGUGCUGAUCUGCCUGAACAUGAUCACCAUGAUGGUGGAGACAGAAGAUCAAAGCCAACAGAAGAUCGCCGUCCUCCACUGGAUCAAUGUGUUCUUCAUCAUCAUCUUCGCGGCCGAGUGCGUGCUGAAGAUGCUGGCGCUUCGCCACCACUACUUCACCGUGGGCUGGAACGUCUUCGACUUCAUCGUGGUCGCCCUGUCCAUCGUUGGCAUGUUCCUGUCAAAAAUUAUCGAGGACUAUUUUGUUUCACCGACUUUGUUCCGAGUCAUUCGAUUGGCUCGGAUUGGCCGCAUCCUCCGCCUCAUCAAAGGCGCCAAGGGGAUCCGCACGCUGCUGUUCGCUCUGAUGAUGUCACUUCCAGCUCUGUUCAACAUCGGCCUCCUCCUCUUCCUCGUCAUGUUCAUCUACGCCAUUUUCGGCAUGUCCAACUUCGCCUACGUCAAGAAGGAGAAGGGCAUCGACGACAUGUUCAACUUCGAGACGUUCGGCAACAGCAUGAUCUGCCUGUUCCAGAUCACCACGUCGGCGGGCUGGGACGGGCUCCUGGCACCACUGCUCAACAAGGUGCCCGACUGCGACCGGCAGAAAGAGCACCCGGGCAGCGCCCAGACGGGCGACUGUGGGAACACCUUCGUGGCCAUCACCUUCUUCGUCAGCUACAUCAUCAUCUGCUUCCUCAUCGUGGUCAACAUGUACAUCGCCGUCAUCCUGGAGAACUUCGGCGUGGCAACGGAGGAGAGCACCGAGCCGCUGAGCGAGGACGACUUCGAGGUGUUCUACGAGGUGUGGGAGCGCUUCGACCCGCAGGCCACCCAGUUCAUGGAGUACAACAAGCUGUCGGACUUCGCCGACUCCCUGGACCCCCCGCUGCGCAUCGCCAAGCCCAACAAGAUCCAGCUGAUCUCCAUGGACAUGCCCAUGGUCAGCAGCGAGCGCAUCCACUGCCUGGACAUCCUGUUCGCCUUCACCAAGCGCGUGCUGGGCGAGGGCGGGGAGAUGGACAUGUUGAGAGGGCAGAUGGAGGAACGCUUCAUGGCCUCCAACCCCUCCAAGAUGUCCUACGAACCAAUCACGUCCACCCUUCGUCGCAAACAGGAAGAGAUGUCAGCCGUGGUGAUUCAGAGAGCAUACCGGCAGCACUUGGAGAGCCAGACUCCCCUCAACACUCCCCCCUACCCCCUCGACCGCGGGGACCAUGAGGAAACCGCCGUCAUGGACAAGGAGAGGAUUAUUACAGAUUACAAAUGCAAUGACGAUUGCGUGAUGGAUAAAAAUGACACAAAGCCCUCGGCUAUCUCACCGAUCUCACAUAACAGCUCGACCGUGGAGCUGGACAAAGACAAAUAUGAAAAAGACAAAAGUGAAAAGGAGGUUUUGGGGAAGGAUGUGGAGGCGCAGGGAAAGUAAAUCAUUUGUGUGAUGACCUAUUGUUUACAUCCUCCGUAGGUGAUGAGUGAUCCACUGGAUUUCCUUAUCAAGGAAAGAUCUGGACGCCAAACGGCAUCUUGUAACCCAACUCACGGUCCAGAAUCAGUUCUGAGUUAAGAGCAGUUCAGCUCCUGAUUAUAACUGCAGGCCGUGCCCAUAUUGGGGCAUUUUUUAAAAUGUUAUUCCAUAUACAAAUAUUGUGCUGCAAUUCAGUGUCUGGAAUAGUUUUAAUAUCGGUUGGAUUACUGAGUUGAACAAAUAUUUCAUUUAACAUUGUCCGCAUCAUUUGGUUUGUUUUGGUUUUUUUAUUAAAUGUGAUAAAUGCUUCCUUUGAGGAAGAUCUUGCUUCAUACAGUAAAGGUUUAAGUCUUGUUGAUAUACAUCCAGUUUUAAUGAUUUAAGUUUUCCAAAUAUUGGUAAAAUCCAGAGGACAGGAAAUAUACACUUGCAUGAACACUCUUCCAUGAUUAUGCUUAGGUUUAGGAUCAACAUGGUUAUUCCAAGAUUCAUAACCCAUCAUAUAUCUGUCAUGCUUAGAUUUAAAAGCAUGUUUCUCCAUCAUGUAAAAAAGUAAAAACUGUAAUCUGUAAUUGGCUUUUUUCUUUUUUUUUCAUCAAAAUAAUUGCACAUUAUUUUCUAUGAAUGUCAUUAUAUGGUAACUGCUGGAACAUUGGGCUACUUUUGUGUUAUGCCCUGAGCUCUUUCUAUUUAUCAAAGCGUUUAAUGUCAUUAAGUGGUAGCUGCUGGUACAUUGGGCUGAUAUUGUGUUAGGACCUGAGAUAUUUGGAUUGAUCAAAGCUGCAUCUGUAAUCGGUCACAGAAGACCGCAUCUCUACACUGAGAUUGAACCCUCCGAAGUACAGUUUAAAUAUCUAUGCACCUUUUCCAAUGAGACACUUCAGGUUUUUUCUCUUUUUUAUUUAAUGCUUCAACACUUUGGACACAUUUUGAAGUAGGAUAUUCAUGUAUCAGUAAAAUGUAUGCAUUGCUUAUUGUGUGUGGUAUGAAAUGCAUAUAAUUAAUAAUCUGUUGUGUUACUGACAUACAAGGAUGUCAUACUGAUGUAACUGAGCCCCAAGUGGGCCUGAGUGUAAUAUACCCAUGCCAAUAUUGAUACUGUUAUAUGAAUGAAACAUGUUCAGUGGAUAUAUCCUUGCGUUGAAUAGCUGACUACUGUGUUACUUAAGAUUGCAAUGAUGUCUAAAGCAUAGAAGCCAGCAAGAGCCCCAAACAAACAUAACAACAAAUACAAGAACAACAAGGGUUUUUGGGGCGAUUGGACUCUGAAUGUGUUUCUAAAUAACACUAAGCUUGAGGGCGGAUCUUUAUCAUACCCCCCCCCCCCCCCCCCCCCCCAGACCUCAAGGGGCAGCAUCACGCAUCAUACCCCCCCCACACACACACACACAUACACAUAUACACACACACACACAUCUCUACUUCCUACUUUUGUUUACACUCACUAUGAAGGAGGUCCCUCUAUAUUUUUAUAGUGGUUCAUACGUGACAUCAUCCUGUUGCAUGAUAUCGUCCUGUUUAUGUAACGUGCUAAUUCCACAUUUGAUUCACGUGUCAAAACGUUGCAUAGAAUUAUAGUUAAUUACACAUUACAUUUGAAAGUUUUCGUUACAUUGAAUUUAGGGUUAUUGCUUGCCAUAUAUCCGGUAAACGCAUGCAAAAUAUUGCUACCAUAAUGAUAAUUUAAUAAUAAUAUAAUAUAUAAUAAUAUAUAUAUUAUAUCACUGAAAAGCCAAAAUAAUAAAGAGGACAUGUACCUAAACUAA
Gadus morhua (Atlantic cod) is the source of this 7789-nucleotide messenger RNA. It is a transcript of the gene scn1laa, whose product is annotated as sodium channel, voltage-gated, type I-like, alpha. Gene Ontology annotation, biological process: membrane depolarization during action potential; sodium ion transmembrane transport; neuronal action potential. The coding region runs from base 132 to 5984 and encodes 1950 amino acids. Gene Ontology annotation, molecular function: voltage-gated sodium channel activity. The record is from RefSeq and is a predicted model, not a curated record. NCBI's taxonomy places the organism in Eukaryota, Metazoa, Chordata, Actinopteri, Gadiformes, Gadidae. The transcript is spliced from 27 exons. Gene Ontology annotation, cellular component: plasma membrane; voltage-gated sodium channel complex.